AGCCUCAGUCCCGAUGCAUCGUUCACGUUUUGAGAACUAGCGCAACUACUUUAAGAAGGCAAGAAAUUAGAAGACAGCAGCAGAUGCAGAAGGUGGAGAAGUAGAACACAACGAAAACAAUAAAGCUAAAUACAAAAUCUAAAUCUUCAAAUAAACAUCAACCCAAAAGUUUGAGCGAAAAUGCAGGACGCUGACGUCAUCGCCGUGCCGGCUCCGAAUCAACGCAUUGUUCCACCGAUCUGCUACUUCUACAAAAUCGCUAAAUGUAGGAAUCCCAAUUGCCAAUAUCUGCACCCGAUUGGGAUGGAGGGAAGGGCGCUGGCGGGCAACCAGCAGAGACGGGAAGUACUAAUAUCUAUGUCAUGCACUAUGUUGAUGUUCAUUUUUUCCUGCGUUGAGUCUACUGACUGUAGCCCUAGCGGGUCGUGUUUUCUGUAAACAGUUUUGACAGGUCGUAUUUUGUCCUCGCAAGAAAGAACACGUCAAUCAUCAUGAUGAAGAUGAACAGAAGUUGUAGGGUCGAAGUAAUAUUAAUAUUUUUGCCAUGUAUGUGCGAAAAAUGAGUGAAGAUGAAGUUGUUGAAGUGACAUAUUAAUGUAUAAAAAUCGACAGCGCGCGAUUGCCGAGAUGAAACUGAGACGUAAACGGGAACUGCAGAAGAAAAUAGCGGUCGUGGGUGCUGCGAGCUGCAUGUUUAUGGUGCUUAUUUGGAGCGGGCUUGGACUAGGUCAUUUAGUACAGCCGUUGUCCCCUUUGGGGGCGGUAGUCUUCUACGCCUCCUUCGCCCAGCAGUGCGCCAUCGCCGCGGUCAUUCUCUGGCCGGAAUUUUUCGGUCUGCGACGCGCAUUGCGGGCCUGGCUGGCUACGGUUGUGGUUCCUAUUCGCUGGAGGUCCUGCAUGGCGAUGCUCAUUCGCGGCCCUCUACUAAUUUGAAUACUUUGCAGGGUCGGAAGACUACCAGAAGCGUGAAGCUUGACAACUAAGCGAGCCACCGCGCUAUAUUGGUUUGCAGCUUGCAAAUAAGUUUAGAAUAGAAAGCGAAAUACUUCUUUAGAGCGCGCGCACUUCUGCAGGACUCGAGCCGUGGGACAAAUUGGCUUAGACGAGCUUUUCGUACGUAGAUUUUUCCUUUCAAAGAAAAUGAGAAUAGAGUCGGCGUCAUGAACGAAAUAUGCUGCUACUUAGACAGCGCAAAACUUUGCUGAUUUUUUUGAGGGUAUCUAUAACAGCUAGAUACAGCAAAGUAAUGAUGAGAUGGAAAUUUUUAGGAGGAAGCACAAGCAGGCGGGAGAAUUGUUAUUGUUCAUCGAUAUUUUUCAAAAAGGUCUCUUUGAACGUAUAAUGACACCAGGAAAAGCAAAUACAAUUAGUUCUCCGUAUGGGUUUGGGUUCUUUUCGGAUCCACGCCCGUCGUGUAAGAAACGAAAGAACAACUACCACCCACGACGCAAAAGAGGGUACAAAAGAAGGAGGAGGCAAGAGCUACUCUUCUUCGAAACAAACAGAGUUGUGAGCCGAUAGGUUCCCGUUACUCUUACCAACAUCACCACAUUGACCGCCGC
This is a messenger RNA of Amoebophrya sp. A120, 1562 nucleotides long. The record is from the annotation of a GenBank genome assembly. NCBI's taxonomy places the organism in Eukaryota, Dinophyceae, Syndiniales, Amoebophryaceae.